GUGAAGUAAUAUCGAUCUAAGUUUAAUUAAAAUGAUCGUUAAAAAUAAUUUCGUGUUAAUUUUCGGCCUUUUUGUAACCUUUUAGCUGUGACAGUUGAGCCAGCUAAUAUUCUUGGUUACUUCACGAGUAACAGUCCAUCGCAUCAACUUAUUCACAUUGCUUAUGUCAAGGCUCUAUGUGAACGUGGACACAAUGUGACAGUUGUAACAACAACUCCCUUAAGAGAUAAAAAUCCCUGCUAUCAUCACAUGCUUGUACCUGAAACUGAAGAACGAAAGCAAAUUGUUGCAAAACAAAACCAAGUUAUGAAGGACUCUAAAAUCGAAACUACUUGGCAGUUUGUUAAAUAUGCUUUGCCAGGCAUGAUAAACUUUGGAGGUUGUCAAUUGGAUACAUUAAAGUCGCCACAGUUCCAGGAAUUGAUGAAUAAUCAUGAUAAUAAAUUCGACCUAAUUCUUUUGGGAUCAUUUUUUGCUGAUUAUCUUUUGGGUUUGGGAGAACACUUCAAUUGUCCAGUAAUUCUUAGUUUGCCUCAAAGAUCGAAUGAGUACUAUGAUCGUCAUGUUGGCAACCCACCCGAAAUUGCUUAUAGGCCAACUAUUGUAACAAUGUCCCAAAGAAAUCACACAACCUUGAUGGGAAGAUUUGAAUAUUUCUGGAGUCAGAUAUUAUGGAAAUAUUUGAUGUACCAAAUGGACCAAACUAAUUUGAAAAUUUACAAUGAAAUGUUCCCAGCACCGAAAUACCCUCCAUUGGAAAAAGCCGCCAAAAGAGUAUCGCUGCUUUUGGCCAAUCAUCAUUUAUCCGAGGGUCAUAUCCGUCCCGAUGUUCCAGCUGUCAUUUACACCGGAGGAAUUCAAAUUAAAGAUCCAUCAGAUCCUUUGCCAAAGGAUCUUCAAGAUAUUAUCGAUUCAUCAAAACACGGUGUAAUCUUCCUAAGUUUUGGUUCAAAUUUGGGUAGCAAACAGUUGGGUGAAGAAAUGGUUCAAAAACUCUACAACGCCAUGGCGAAUCUCAAACAAACUGUUUUAUGGAAAUGGGAUGAUACACCGAAGCCGGGAAAUGCUCCAAACAUACAUUUUACAAAAUGGAUUCCACAAGAUGAUCUUCUAGCACAACCGCAAGUUAAACUUUUCAUAACUCAUGCUGGUAAAGGUGGUAUAGCUGAAGCUCAAUAUCAUGGUGUGCCAAUGGUUGCUGUACCAAUGUUUAUUGAUCAGCCAGGAAAUGCUAAGAAAAUGGUCGAAGAUGGUUUUGGUGUUGAGGUUGAUAAAAAUACAAUGACAGCUGAAUCGUUCAGGGCGGCUGUUUUGGAAGUUCUUGAAAAUCCAAAAUAUACAGAAAAUGUGCAGAAAUUCUCAAAACUCUAUCGGGAUAGACCAAUGACUGCUAGAGAAACGGCUGUCUUUUGGAUUGAAUAUGUUUUGAGGCAUAAAGGAGCUUAUCAUAUGCAAAGUCCUGCUAUAGAAUUGAAUACUUUCCAGUAUUAUAUGUUGGAUGUUAUUGGAAUAAUUUUUGCAGUUGCUUUCUUAGUUUUAAUAUCAAUCACAAAUGUUGAAGGACUUAUGUUCUUCCAAUGCAUUUUCUCAUGUUUGCCAUUGAUACCUGCUCUAGAUUGUCCAGCCCUUUAA
Messenger RNA from Episyrphus balteatus (marmalade hoverfly), 1632 nucleotides. Its product is annotated as UDP-glycosyltransferase UGT5-like. The record is from RefSeq and is a predicted model, not a curated record. Lineage: Eukaryota; Metazoa; Arthropoda; Insecta; Diptera; Syrphidae. The transcript is spliced from 3 exons. Gene Ontology annotation, molecular function: UDP-glycosyltransferase activity. The coding region runs from base 250 to 1632 and encodes 460 amino acids.